AUGAAGAAGAAAGAGCAAGUCGAAAAAGCUCUAGGGGUUGUCCUCGUACAUCAACAUGCAAGGGUUGCACAUGUUGUGUGUGUCUUGGGUGCCUCAGAUGCCGCUACUUGGACUGCGACUGCCGCAUCUGUGUUGAUUUCAUGCAGAAUGCCCAACCAUGAGCCCCUCUCAAUCCCAUCUCAUCCCUCCUUGUUCCAGAUUUUGUGA
Prunus armeniaca (apricot) is the source of this 207-nucleotide messenger RNA. The record is from the annotation of a GenBank genome assembly. NCBI's taxonomy places the organism in Eukaryota, Viridiplantae, Streptophyta, Magnoliopsida, Rosales, Rosaceae.